UUGGCUCCAAGCGACCUCCCGCAGAGCGUUAUCAAUUAAAAGUGCCCGGCCCAUCGAAGCAGCUAGUUGCUAAUGCGAGUGUGUGCUUAAUCAGCCGUUCCGUGUGUCCGUAGUCGUUUUCGUGUUGUGAAAUUACUGUCAAUAGUUCCAUUGCUCGGCCUGCCCCCCCUUUUUCCAUAGCAUUCUUCCAAAUUAAAGUCAUCCACUCAUAGAAAUUCAGGCGACUCUCGGCAGAGCCGUCGUUUUCAGCAUGUGUCAGCCAACGUCGCAGAUGAUAUGCCAGCUCAAGAAUAUGACUCUGUCUGGCGAUCCGGAGCUGGAUGGCCAGAUCCGCAAAUGGAUACGCUGGGACCGGUGCCCCAGCACCUCCGCCCAGAUUAUGGACGCCGUAAAGGCCCAAGACUGGGAAACGCUGAGGAAGAGACUGUGCAACCGCAUAACCUUCGGCACGGCUGGAUUGCGGGCCUGCAUGCGCGCCGGCUUCGAUUCGAUGAAUGAGUUGGUGGUUGUUCAAACCGCCCAAGGCUUGUGCGAGUACAUCAAGGCGCAGUAUCCGAAAUCCGAGGAUUGGAAGGAGCGCGGCAUUGUCUUUGGCUACGAUGGACGCUACAACAGCCACCGCUUUGCCGAGCUCUCGGCCAUUGUCUUUCUGAACAACAACUUUCGGGUUUAUCUUUUCAAGCGCUUGGUGGCCACGCCCUUUGUUCCUUAUACGAUUCUUAGACUUGGGUGUCUGGCCGGCGUAAUGGUGACCGCCUCGCACAACCCCAAGGAGGACAAUGGGUAUAAGGUGUAUUGGACCAACGGAGCUCAGAUUAUUCCGCCGCACGAUGCGGGUAUACAAGAGUCGAUUAUGCAAAAUCUGGAGCCUAGGUCCGAAUCCUGGGAUGAGACGGCACUGUGUUGCUCUGAUUUCUUGGAUGAUCCCUACGACGCCGUUGUUCCAUUCUAUUACGAUGCCCUAAAGCGGAACUUCUCCUGUAAGCUAUUGGAGAUGAAUGCCAAGUGCCCGUUAUCCUUCACGUACUCAGCCAUGCACGGCGUGGGACAUCCCUAUGUGAAGCAGGCAUUCGAGAAGGUGCGCCUCAAGCCUUUCGUUUCAGUGGUCGAGCAGGCCGAGGCAGAUCCAGAGUUCCCAACCACUCCCAUGCCCAAUCCGGAGGAGGGCAAGACAUCCUUGCAGCUGUCCAUAAAGACAGCAAAGCAGAAAAAAACCGAAAUCAUCCUAGCCAACGAUCCGGAUGCCGAUCGCCUCGCCGUUGCCGAGAUUGCAGAAGACGGCAACUACAAGCUCUUCAACGGCAACGAGUUGGGCGCCUUGCUGGGCUGGUGGUGCCUGGAGAACUACAGGGCACGCAACCCCGAUGCGGAUAUAUCCAAAUGCGCCAUGAUCUCCAGCACGGUCAGUUCGAAGUUUCUUGGGAGCAUGGCCAAGCAGGAGGGCUUUGAAUUCUACGAGACUCUGACGGGAUUCAAGUGGAUGGGCAACAAGGCCAUCGAUCUGCAGCAGGCUGGCAAGACCGUGUUAUUUGCUUUCGAGGAGGCAAUUGGCUUUAUGGUGGGCACCGCCGUUUUGGAUAAGGAUGGAGUAAGCGCCGCAGCCCAUACGGCAACCAUGGCCUGCUACCUCCGCUGCACCCAGUGCAUGACUCUGCAGGAGAAGCUGCGCGAAAUCUACGAGACAUACGGCUACCACAACAGCAUCUGCUCGUAUGUCAUCUGCCGCUGUCCGCCGGUUAUAGAGCGCAUUUUCCAGCGCCUGCGCAACUUUGACAACGGCCAGCCCAACACCUAUCCCAAAAGCAUCCUAAAUGGCACGUACGAGAUCGAGCACGUCCGUGACCUUACCACUGGCUAUGACAGCAGCACCAGCGACAAAAAGGCCACCCUUCCGACCAGCUCCAGCUCCCAGAUGAUCACGUUUACCUUCAAGAACGGCGUGGUGGUCACUCUGCGCACCAGUGGCACGGAGCCCAAGGUGAAGUACUAUGCCGAGAUAGUCGGCAAGCCCGAGGAAAAGAACUGGCUAAAAUUGACAAACACUCUCAAUACCAUGGUCGAGGCCAUAGUCGAGGAGUUCUAUCAGCCAGCAAAGAACAACCUGGAGCGCAAGAAGGACUAGAAGGAAAAAAUUUAACCUCCCCCAGACAUCGAAAAUCGUGAUAAAACGAAACGACGACCUGGCAAGAAUUAACCAACAACCCACAAUUGAUAAAUGCACAAGCCAAAAAAGCAACUGCGCCAAAAGCUGUUGUCUAUUAGCCAUUAAAUAAUAAUAUACCAUA
Molecule: messenger RNA, 2285 nt
Organism: Drosophila subobscura
Lineage: Eukaryota; Metazoa; Arthropoda; Insecta; Diptera; Drosophilidae
Gene: Pgm2a
Product: phosphoglucomutase-2
Exons: 3
Coding region: 251-2122 (623 amino acids)
Biological process (GO): purine ribonucleoside salvage; carbohydrate metabolic process
Molecular function (GO): magnesium ion binding; phosphopentomutase activity
Source: RefSeq, a predicted model, not a curated record